UCCCCAAGAAAGAAAUUGCCUAUUUCGUACAGGGGACCUAAGUCAUCGUAUAAGAUAAAACAUCUUCCCUGUUUAUUUACACAAAAACAGGCGUCUGGUGUGCGACGUGAGAACGAGAUUCUAAUUCACCGUCAGAAGUCCGACGGUCGCAGUGUUCCCUACCGUGUGAUCGACCAGCCGCAUAAACUCCAACCGGACGAAUGGAACCGGGUUGUGGCUGUGUUCGUUCAAGGUCAAGCCUGGCAAUUCAAAGGUUGGCCGAUCGGCUCUGAUCCCGCGGUGAUAUUUUCCAUCAUCAAGGGGUUUCAUCUCAAGCAUACCAACAUGCCACUGGAUGCAAAUGUGGCCAAGUGGAAUGUGCGCGUGAUCAAUUUGGAUCAGCGUCGCCAUUUGGACAAAGCAAACUUCCAGCUGAUCUGGGAUCAACUCGACAAACACAUCGCCAAAUGCAAACCGUUUUUGCGUUCGUGA
Messenger RNA from Echinostoma caproni, 471 nucleotides. The record is from the annotation of a GenBank genome assembly. NCBI's taxonomy places the organism in Eukaryota, Metazoa, Platyhelminthes, Trematoda, Plagiorchiida, Echinostomatidae.